Messenger RNA from Tachysurus fulvidraco (yellow catfish), 2951 nucleotides. RefSeq names its product OAF homolog b (Drosophila) (gene oafb). The transcript has 4 exons. Lineage: Eukaryota; Metazoa; Chordata; Actinopteri; Siluriformes; Bagridae. Bases 362 to 1165 code for a protein of 267 amino acids. The record is from RefSeq and is a predicted model, not a curated record.
GCUCCCGCCUGCGCGUGGUUGUUGAAGUUCAGAGGAAGUGACGACGGAGAAAGUGUGAGAACUGAACGGGGGGUAGUUUUUUGGGGGGUGAGUUACAACUCUACGACCAACAGAGUGGGGGGAGAGAAAAACUACCCUACAAUCUAGUGGAUCGAUCAUUAAAACACUAAAGUGUCCGAGAGAAGAAACUUUUCCUGGGAUUUGGGAGGUUUUAUAGGAUGAGAGAGUUUGCGCGACGGCACGUGCGUGUAAAUCAGUGUUUACGUCUGACUGAGAAACUGGGCUUCAGUUAUUCAGGCGACAUCAUGAACUAUUGUUGUGUUCAACGACCCGACUUUCCUCUGUGUUUCUACUUGUACUAAUGUACCCGAGUCGUGUUUUAGCAGCUUCACUCAGGAUCAGUUUGCUUCUUCUCCUUCUCUUGUUGACGGUGAGCGUGUGUUCAGAGCUGAAAGUGCUGGUGCGGUUAAACGAUGGUCAGAUCACCGCAGAGACUUUAGAGUCGGACAGCGAGCGGGACAUCAUCAGUGUAGAGUUCAGGCACACAGACGGCACUCUCAUCACCUUCCUGGCAGAUUUCAAGCGGCAUGUGAAGAUCCUGCGGGCACUGGUGCUGGGGGAACCGGAGCGGGGCCAGACACAGUACCAGGGCCUGUGUUUCAUAAGCAGGCUAGAACAUGGAGAGAUCAUCCCAAGUGAGGCCAUGGUCAGACUGAGACAGAAAAACCCACACAUUAUACGGAAUGCUGAAGAGAAGCGUGGUCUGGAGCGGAUGAGCAUGAACAUGGCGGUAAAUCUCACUCUAUCCUGGCAUCUCAGCUCCCACAUCCGCAGCAUAUGCCGCGACGCCCAAGACUUCAUCUACACGCAAGAGCAGGACGUCAAAUACUGGCUACAAAAGGGUGUGGAAAGCUCCGUAUUCAAAGUGUUUCCCCAGAAUAUCGACAACGCAGUCCUGCAAAGUUGCAGCACUACUACGGACCCGUGGCAGCCGUGUUCAUGUAGCUACACCGUGAGGCUGGAGUGGUACCCGUGCAUGCUGAAAUACUGCCGUGGCCACGGCCCGAGCCCGUACAAGUGUGGGAUCAAGAGCUGCAGCAAGGCUUACCGCUUCGACUUCUACACGUCACGCAAGCAACUGUGCAUGUGGGAUGAAGAGAGCUAACAGUGCCACUCUACACAGUUCACUAAUAUUCUAACCAGUACUUAUGCUAAAAGUGACCCUGGGUAGCACCGAGGUGCCUUCACAUAGGUCUUAAUAGUAACAUAGAUCUGAAUUAUGUUCCUUUAUUUGUAUUAUCUAUCGUAGUAGAUUUUUAGACACUAGCAUUUUUUUUUCUCUUAUGUUUGGCUAAAAGGACAGAUCCUUUAACUUAAUCCAUCAAGCCAGGUCAUUAUUUCUGCUGUCAAUGCCGUAUAUAGCCUGAAGGGAAAAUUUGCAUGACUGAUAGGUUUAUAGGCACCUAGGUUCAUUUUUCCUCAGGGGAAAAAAAAUGUUUACUCGGAUUCUUCAUGUUGAAAAAGUAAACAUCAUAUAUUUCGUGUUAACGUAUAUUAGAAACUUUUAAGGGCUGUAACAGGAAGAACAUGUAUAGUAUAUAUUGGCCCACAGUAGUUAUUUUUUUAUUUUGAGUAUAUUUUUAGUGUUAAACACUCAUUGGCCUCUGUAAUAGGAGCAUGGACACGGAAACCUGCAACUACCACGUAAUGAUACGUGUACAGGUCGAAAGCUUCAGUUCCUUUUCAUGUCAAUCAUGAGAGUGGGUGGAAAUGAGAUCUAAGUGGCAUUGACCAUGGGGUGUUUGCUGGUACCAGACUGCUGGUUUGAUUAUUUAAUAAACUGCUGAUAUUACAACUGUGGUGUGCUGAAAAGAAUCUCUGAACACACCGUGUCAAACCAUGUAGCAGAUGAGCUACACCAUCAGAAGACCAUAUCAGGUUCCGCUCUCGUCAACCAAGAACGGGGAUCUGAAGCCACAAUGAGCACAGAUUCACCCAAUUUAGAGCAUUAACUGAUGGUACCUGCAUUUAAAUAAUUGCAUGAAUGAUCAGUAGUGCAGAUGUUCCUAUUAAAGUGGUCAGUGUGAGAGUAUAUUAUAUACAUAUGACUUCAGUAUCUGGAAUUUGCUUUAAUAUUCAACUGUAAGAAUAUCUCCUGAUUAUAAUUUUGCUUUAUCUACAUGUAGACCAGAAGUAUUUUUAUUGUUAAAGGUAUGUUUUAGAGAGUUCUCAUACUGUCGUUUUGACAACUUCUUGCAAUAUUUUACACCUACUCCAAAUUGUGACUGUUACAAACUCGUGGCCCGGGCCCAAUGGUACUUUUUUUUUUUUUUUUAUCUCGAGGUUUAGCCGUGAAAUAUGUUUCGUCUUAUGAACAAAACAAGCUACGCUGGCAGCUAAGGCACGUUUUUGUGUUGUCUAUUUAUUGCUAAUAUAUUCAAGUGAUGCCAAAUGUGCUGCUCACUACUCACCAUAACCCUGACUAAUGAUCUCAUCUCCAUUUCAAUAACCUCAUUACUACAAAUGCGUACACUAUGGUGGGCAGAUGAACCUUUUACACAAUGCAAUAGUGUUAUGUUGGGACUUUUUUAUUUACUUUCAAGAAGUUUUACCGAAUAGCUUGCACCACGAUAUGGCACAGUUCCAGGAAUUUAAUGUUUAACGUUUUUAUAUAUGGAAGGAUGUGUUUACACAUUUUUAUGCACAAAACGAAUACGUGUACGUUGGUGGCUUGUUAUCUCUAAAUGAAUAUGCUCAGGUUUUUCUUCCUUGCUGGAUUUGAUGACUUAUAAUGACACUUACAGUCUUAACGUGUUGUGGAGAUGAUUUUUACAAAGCAUCUUACAGUUUGGCUUUUUGUGUACAACUGUGAGGACGAUUUAAACAGCAUGUUUAACUAAAUUACAGAUGCAAGUGUAAUUAAAGAUAAAGAUAAACUUUAUAUUUCAGUA